Molecule: messenger RNA, 950 nt
Organism: Pseudophryne corroboree (corroboree frog)
Lineage: Eukaryota; Metazoa; Chordata; Amphibia; Anura; Myobatrachidae
Gene: C9H1orf52
Product: chromosome 9 C1orf52 homolog
Exons: 3
Coding region: 48-563 (171 amino acids)
Source: RefSeq, a predicted model, not a curated record
GUCAGAGAGCCGGGUCACUCCCCAGCAGCAGCAGCAGCAGCAGCAUCAUGGCGGCGGCGGAGGAGGAGAAGGAUCCGCUCAGUUACUUCGCGGCGUACGGCAGCUCCAGCUCGGACAGCAGCGAGGAGGAGGCCGGGGAGGAGGACGAGGCGGAGCCGGAGAAGCCGAGCAUGAAGAGGCCGCUGCCCGCUCACAGGCUGCCCCGGCCGGACGAGCUCUUCCAGACCGUCACCCGGCCCACCUUCCUCAGCGCCCCCAGCUCCGGCGCCAUCAACUGGGACAAGCGCUGCAUGCGGCCCCCCGAGGAGCCUCCUAGAGAGUUUAAGGUGUGGAAGACGAAUGCUGUCCCCCCUCCGGAGUCCUACAAGGUGGAGGAGAAGAAAGGGCCGCCUCCUGAGCUGGACAUGGCCAUUAAAUGGUCCAAUAUUUACCAAGACAACGGGGAUGACGCUCCUCAGCAAGUGACGAAAGCAAAGGUCCUGCCAGAGGAUGAGACGGCUGCAGAAUCCCCAGCCUCUGAUGAUGACCAGGACGAGCCGUCUUCUAAGAAGCCCAAGGUCUGACCACUGGAGAGGUGAACGCAGUCUGCCGGGAUCUCCUAGGGACGGCCACUCAGGACCGCUAGAAGAUUUCUGUUGUGACUGAGUGUAGGUCUCUCACGUGUCUGUAGUCACCCAUAUUAUGGCAGCUGUACAGAUAUACUAGAACUCGUGGCGUGGUACAUGAUGCUAGUCCUGGUGAAUAUAAUCCGCUGCCUAGCAACACCUGUUUUUACUUUAUCAGUCCGAUAAAAUGCAGUUUGGUUCUGCCGCUUGUCUGCAUUGUGUUAGAAGCCUUUUAUAAAGGAGUGCGUUUCAGAAGAAGUUGCUGUAAUAUUGCCGCAGAGAAUAUGUUUUAGUAAAUGACUUUGUAAAUAGACCACUGGAAUUAAAAUUACAUUUGGUAAGUUG